UGGGGAGGAGAGGGGGGGCUUACUCAGCCAAAGAUUCUUUUAUUUUACGUUUUCUUACGCGUGCCAGCUUGUAACUAUGAUCCCUGGACUUGAUUUUGUGCGUUAGAAGUCGUUAAAUGAGGUAAGGAUUAUAACGUUAACGUGACAUCGCCAGCGGCUCUCCGGCGGCACGCUCAGUCCUUGGGCCGGUUGAUGAAAUGUAUGAGUUCCGAUUCGUUUUUUCUUUCUUCUGGAGGGACACCCAGGUAACCAGUCCAGGGGAUGUCUGAGGAGGCUGUCCGCCAGACACGCAGCCAGAAGAGGGCGCUGGAGAAGGAUGCUGCUCCCCAGUCUAUAGAACUCUCUGACGCUGACAGUGAAAGCAAAAGGCCUAAAUUGGACACGUCUGAAGCCACAACACAGGAACAAACUGAACUUGAACCCGGCCCUGUUCUGGCACAGGAAGAUCCGUGCCGGACUAUGGUUGGAUCAGAGCACGAGAACGAGCAGGAGAAGAGCCUGUCGCCGUUAUCUUUAGCGUUACCUUUGGCCUCUCAGCCGGUGAAGGAGGAUCAGGAGCGGGCCCAACAGACGAUGGUUGAACCCAGCUCAGACAAUCGGACUGACUGCAACGACAGAGCCAGCAAGGUGAAGACAGAGCCAGCUGUGGAUACAAGGAGCCAGGUCCGACUGACGGAGCCAAAGGCGUCCGGUGGCAUGCUGGCUGCGGGCGAGGUGAAGGCCACCAUUAAAGUGGAAGUUCAGACGGGAGAGCAGCCUGUGGACAUGAGCACCUCCAGAGGCAGUAUAAAAAGGGAGAAGCGCCCUCCGUCCCCUGAAGAUGACGAUGUCAUCAUCUUGUCAGAUAAUGACUCGCCCAGUCCACCAAUGAAUGGCUUGAGCCACUUUAAGGAGCUGGACACAGACCUGCUCAUGAAGAGCAGCCCAGUGGAGAGGGAGCGCAUCAUUAAGCAGCUGAAGGUGGAGCUGAGACUGGAGGAGGCCAAGCUGGUGCUGCUGAAGAAACUUCGACAGAGCCAGAUACAAAAGGAUACUCUCCAGAAGCCCUCAGGUCUUUCCAGCUCCUCGGCUCCUCCUCCUCUCAUUCGGGGAACAAUUACAAACAAUAAAGGCUCUCAGCAGAUUUUGACAGGCAGGAGUUCAGGCACAGUAAUCCCUCCGCCGCUGGUGAGAGGAGGCCAGCAGGUGUCAUCCAAACAUGGCUCCCAGAUCAUAAUGCCGCCUCUGGUCAGAGGGACACAGCCCAUCUCUGUAUCUCCACAGCAGAUCCAGGCUCUGCGCCAGCAGCAGCAGCAGCAGCAGUUGGCUGCCUCUGGAGGCUCAGGACCCCCCCCUCUGCUGUUGGGCUCCAGGACCUCAGCCCCUGCAAGCCACGGCCAGAGAGGCAUGGUCCACUCAGGCCUCAUCAGGAUUGGCAGUAGUGCCAACACACUGGCCUCGGCAUCCAGUUUGAAGGGCUCUUCCUCAGGAAGCAGCGGCGUGUCUGUGGUUAGCGUGAAUGACUCUCCAGCAAGCCGCCAAGCUGCAGCUAAACUCGCCCUGCGGAAACAACUGGAGAAGACCCUACUGGAGAUUCCCCCACCCAAGCCCCCUGCCCCAGAGUUUAACUUUCUGCCCUCUGCAGCCAAUAAUGAGUUCAUCUACCUGGUGGGACUGGAAGAAGUGGUACAGAAUCUGCUGGAUACCAUCCACAGAGGAAAGACAGGUGUAGCACUGUCCAAGACCAUUACCAGAGACCCCUUCACCUGCACCCAGUGCAAAACCGACUUCACCUGCCGCUGGAGGCACGACAAGACAAAAGGCGGGACAGUCCUCUGUGAACACUGCAUGUCUUCCAAUCAAAAAAAGGUUUUGAAAGCUGAGCAUACCAAGAGGCUGAAAGCUGCGUUUGUCAAAGCCCUGCAACAAGAGCAGGAAAUCGAGCAGCGUAUCUUUCAGCAGACGUGCUCACCGGUCUCCCACAGUAGCUCCUCGUCCUCUUCGUCGAUGAAAGCCGAGCAGCUGGUGUCCCAGCAGCUGAAGCAGGCUCACGCCAGAGCAUCCUCCCAGCACCUCCACCAGGCCAGCCGAGGAGCCAACAUGGUUCACCAUCACUCCGUCAAGCAGAGCUCCCAGGGCCAGCUGUCCCAUGGUGUCUCAUCAUUGGGGGUGAGGGGCAUCCCCCACUCCUUCUCCUCCUCCUCCCAGCUGCAGAGUGCAGUGGCGGCUGCAGCUUUGGUCAGCCGGCCAGGUAAGAAUGCCCACGUUUCCCUGCGCUCUGUCCAGAGUUCAAAGGUGAGCAGCAGUGGAACCGCCGGCGGCAGGAAUAUCAGCGGAGGUAGUGCCUCACCCACUGCAUGGAAGAAGCAGAGCAACAGCAACACAGGAGUCACUAUGGCCUACGUGAACCCCAGCCUGACAGGUCACAAGUCGUCAGCCAGCGCCGACGCUCGUCAGAGGGAGUACCUGCUGGACAUGAUCCCCUCUCGCUCGUCGAUCUCGCAGACUGCAAACACAUGGAAAUAAUUCACAUAAUACUCUUGUACUAUUUUGCUUUUCUCCAAGUUCCUCAGCUCCAAUAAUAUGGUCAACAGCAACCCCCGGACGACUGUUCAGCAAAUACAAUCUCUCAAAGUGGAGAAAUGUUCCUUCCGUAUGGUUGUUGUUUUAGUUUUCUUAUUUUCUGUUGUUUAUUUUGAGAUUCGCUGUUCUUUGGUAAUUGUGCAGAAACCAUUUUGAUUUGAUUGGGGCAAAGAAAAAUUCUAAUACUUGAAGGGCUUCCCCCUGGGUACUUCUGUCCUCCAGACUGGGUGGCUAAACGUUGGUUUGCAUUGAGUACUUUGAUUAAAAAGUACUGUGUUCUGGGUUUAUAAAGCCUUUUCUGCCAUGAUGUAGGUCAAACUGACCCAACCUUUUGAAACUUGAAUGGUCAUACCCAAGAGUUCACAUUCAACAAAAUACACAUUUAUUUUAAGCAAAAACAAAUUAACUGAGUUGUAAAAUGUUCAGUACAUCACCCCUGUAGUGGAAGAUUUGAAUUUAUUUUGUAUUUACAGUAAGUUAUUUUUUUUUUUUUUAUUAUUAUUAUUAUGUUCAGUAUAUUGUGGUUUUCCCAAAUGAAGAGUUUGUUCAAGCUUUUUUUCUCUCCAUUUUAACAGCAUGCCUGCCCUUAACCCCUCUGUUCAUUUUGCACCAUAGCUGAAGAAGCGUGGUGUUGUUGCUCAAUUCAUCUGUAAUUACCAUCCGUAAUUUGCUUAUUUUAUAUUAAUGUCAACAUUGUAAGGCUAUUUUGAGUGUUUUGUCAUUGCUGAGAAAAUGCAAACUCUGAAGGAGCUGAGUUUGCCACACUGGAGCCUGAGUUUUUGCCUCAGAUUUAUUCAACUAUAAUUCACACAAUAUGCGACAUACAUGUAGCCCUGAUCUCCCAGCUACCAAGAGCCUGGAACACACAAGGUAUCUUUAUCUUGUACCACUAAUAUUGCGUCAUUUCUCUGCUUCCCGGCUUUAACUUCAUUGUACAAACUUAUGUUAAAACUUAUUUGGUUUACUUUUUUUCCUAGCUCCUGAAGAAAUAAAAAAAUUAUACAUUUUAAA
This is a messenger RNA of Sander lucioperca (pikeperch), 3573 nucleotides long. Its product is annotated as transcriptional repressor p66 alpha-like. Bases 262 to 2505 code for a protein of 747 amino acids. Gene Ontology annotation, biological process: negative regulation of transcription by RNA polymerase II. The record is from RefSeq and is a predicted model, not a curated record. The transcript is spliced from 11 exons. NCBI's taxonomy places the organism in Eukaryota, Metazoa, Chordata, Actinopteri, Perciformes, Percidae. Gene Ontology annotation, cellular component: NuRD complex.